AUGGGCUCCUGGCAGCAUAACACCCGCACCAUGCAUCUGAUGCACCAAAUCGGCGAGUUCCUUGAUCUCGAUUCUACUUCCAACCUUGCCGAAUUGUCCGCUCUUAUUGAUGCAAUGCGAGAAGGCCUAACCCAGGUGGAUGAGGGUCUUCAAAUACCAGAUGCACAGAUAAAUAUGCUCUUUCUGUCCAAGUUGAAAGCUCGCCCUGAAUGGAACGACUGGGCUACGGCCAUGCUGCGGGAUCCACGAGUGAGCACUUUCAGCAUGACGGACGGGACUAUGACAUUCAAAGAGCUUGCGCGUUUGGCUAUCGACCAGGAAAUUUUUAUUCGAACACAAAAAUCAAAGGGUGCUAUAAAACACGCUUCGAGCGAACCAUUUCCUCUAGCAAAAGGAGAGCCAAUAGACACUCGGGGGCACACGCAAGAUGAGAUCAAUGCCUUCGUCGUCGAGAAGAUGAGCCAGGAUGCAAAAUUUCGACCUCAUGGCGUCAGAGGACACAGCAAAAAGCCUAGUCAGGAGGAAAUCAAUGAAUAUGUUGUACAAAAGAUGCGCAGGGAACAAGAAAAGAAGACGAGGAACAGAAGUCAAAGUCAGCCCGAACCCAGGGCGCUGAAUCACCAACGCCAUCAACGACAGAAAUCAACACAGGCUCAUUGUAGCUUCUGUGGAGCCUCCUACCAUCCGUCAAGUAACUGCUGGCGUCGUUGGAGAGUUGCAGCCGAAACACCGCAUGCCAACUUCCUGCCGAAGCGGGUCGAAUAUAGAACCGAAAUACCGGGACAGCCUCCUAUGUACCGUACAGGAUUUUCCCUUUACUAG
Molecule: messenger RNA, 822 nt
Organism: Aspergillus wentii DTO 134E9
Lineage: Eukaryota; Fungi; Ascomycota; Eurotiomycetes; Eurotiales; Aspergillaceae
Exons: 1
Coding region: 1-822 (273 amino acids)
Source: RefSeq, a predicted model, not a curated record